AAAUAAAUUUCAGAAUUUUCUCCACAACAGAAAAAACACAACUUUUCAACUUUGAGGAUUUAUUUAUUGGUUGAAAUUUACCUUUGAGUUAUGGAUCCUUUAUGUUAACAAAGUUGAUCUUCUUUGAAAAACAAAACACAACACAAAUAUCUAUUUAUAUAUAACACUGUAAAAAACAUUAUUAAUCUAUUCUAUUAUUUCAAAUUGAAGAGAUUCGAUAAAGUACUUUAAAGAGGACAUGAAUAAAAGAAGCCCAUACAGAUUUUACUGUAACACAAUUUACAUUUUAGGAUUUAUAGUGAAUAAACAAAUUUUUAAAAAAAGUUGGAAUUAAUCUCUACUAUUUUAGAUAAUUUAGAUCAGUAUGUUAGUAAUAUGUGUCAGGUAAUAUUUUGUAUUUAAUUAAUUAAUAAGAAUAAAAAAGUAAUUCAUCUCGAUUAAUUACUCAAUAGUAUGUUAUUCUUCAUGGUGCUGGUUCACUGUGAUAACAUCAUUAAUGAAUGACAAGAAGAAGAGGAUGAAGCACAUGAUAAACGUUUUCAUUAUCAUACUUCAUUGUUAAUAAUAUGAAUGAUAAAUCAGAAUUGAAUUUUAUAGGUUUAAGGACAAAUAAAAAGAUUUCAUUUAGAAGUUAUCGUAAUUUAAGUACUUGUUUACCGGGUAAUAACACUUCGAUAAAUAUUGUUCAAGAUGAUGAGAAAUUUCCAUUGCCAUAUGUUCAAAUGUCUAAAUCAUCUGAAUCGAUUGCGAGUUUAAAACAAGAGAACAAUUCAUAUAUCAUGUUAGAGACCGGAAAGAAAUCGGAUGAAACUACUGCUACCACUGUUACUACUACAAGUAAUAAUAAUAAUAAUGCUAGCUCAGUUAUCGGACUUCCCAGCAUCAAACGGAAUAUAUUAAGACGACAGCAAUGCACAGUUGAACAAUUAAAAAUAUCUGAAAAUAUCACAAGUCAGUAUGCUUCAACAAACAAUUUUAAAAUGGGGAAAACAUAUCAUACGGAACAAGCAAAAGAUCAGCAAGCGUCAUCUUCUUCCCCAACACCAUUUCAACAGACUGCUAAUGAAACAGCAACUGUUACAAAUGCUGGACAAUUGAGUAGAUCAGGAUUUUUACGUCAUCCAUUACGUAAAGCUAUGAGUUAUGUGAAACCUCAAUCAGAAUCUUUUGUAUCAGUUAAAUCAGCUUCAAGAAGACUUCAUCAUACUUCAACUAUUGAAAAACCGGAUGAUCCAAAAUUCAGAUCUAGCAGCAAGAGUUCAAGUCGUAAUUCACUUUAUAACAAUAUAAAACAUUUCGAUUUAUCAAUUAAGUCAACGAAUGAAUGUUUACAAAUGAAUGAUCAUUCAAAUCGAUCAACUAUACAGGAAGUUUACACUGGGGAAUCAUGCUAUUCAACAACACCUAAACAAGCCAUAAAAAUUGAUGUAGAAAGAAAAACCAAACAAAAAGAUAUCCGUCAUCUGAAUGAUUUAAUAACGAAUAUUUUACCAAGAUCAUUCUCUAAUGCAUUUAGACGACCAGUAGGUAAAUGUAAAAGCGCAUCGCCUACAAUAGUAAAUGAUCAUCAUAUAGAAAAACUGAUUGAUUCUUUCAGAUUUGAUAAUUUUGAAGUGGAAAGUCAACAUUCAGAGAAAUCUCCUUCUGAUUUCUUAACACCUAAUGAAGCGUCUCCAGUUCUUAAUGAACAUAAUGUACCAACAAGAAGUCAACUACAACAAUGGGAACAAUCAUUUGACAAGCUUUUAGCUGAUACAGAUGGUUUAUCUCAAUUUCAUCACUUUUUGAGAUCAGAAUACAGUGAAGAGAAUAUUGAGUUUUGGUUAAUUUGUGAAUUGUAUAAACAUCUGCCACAAGAAGAUCUUGGUGAAGAAUCACGAAGAAUCUAUCGUCUUUAUUUAGCGCCACAUUCACCACAUGAGGUUAAUUUAGAUUCAGAAACUCGGAAUCAAACAAUCGCUAGCAUAACAAAUCCAACUAAUGAAUCAUUUAUUUUAGCUCAACAAACUAUUCAAGGAUUAAUGAAUAAAGAUUCUUAUCAGCGGUUUUUACGUUCUUCGUUUUAUUUUGAAUUAAAACAAUUAGUUUGGCAUACAUAUCCAGAAAAUGAUGAACCGACAAAUUCAGAAUCUAAUAUACAUGAUAAUAUCAUAUCCGAUAAUCAAACUCAAUAUUUCAUAUCCAGAGAUCCAAUCACUGACAAUACAUCCAGUCCAUGUUCUGAAGAAGAACAUGUCAAGGAGUUCCUGCGAUCUCCAUCAGUAUCAUAUUCAACCAUGAGUUCCCCUAAACAAACUGCAACGUCUCAUGAAACCAAUUUAGAAAGUCAUAUUCAGCCGUCGAAAACAAUACCUUCCCCGUUACUUGAUUGUACUGUGUCCAGUUUAUUUCACAAGCAUAUAGAGGAUGAUGAAGAAUUAUCAUUUCAUGAGAAUAUAAUUGAACAUCCUACUUCCACUCAAACGAAUGAUAAUUUAUCCGUUCAGGAAUUACCAAAUUCUGUUCAUACUGAAGCUGCGCCACAUUCUCCUAAACUUUGUUAUACUGGAUAUACAUUAUCCAGUACUGAUUGUUAUAAAUUAAAACAAAAUAUUAGAGCAGAGUUAUAAUUUUAAAAUGACUAAUUGAUAUGAUUCAUUUUUUUAUAUCGCCAUCAUGGUAAAACCUUUUUUUGAUAAAAAAGUACUACAAUCUGAUAAAUAUUUUCAUUCAUUAACUGUGAUAAGUUUUAUUGCAAUAACCGUCGCCUAAAAUAUAUCCAAUCUUCUUUAAUGCUUUUGUGAUGUGGUGGGCAUUUCAAGGAGUUGAAAUAUUACAGAAAUGUACUUACAAACGAAGUGUUCAGUUCAAAAAAGGAUACUAUAGGUCGUUUCAUACAGUCCAUUUCCAAAUGAAAGUGAUUUUUUGUACAUUACAUAUAACAUACAAUCGUUUCGUGAUUUAAUCUGAAAACAAAUUUGAUCCAUAAUUUUAUUCUCAAACAUUUAAUAAUCAUCUAUUUCAGUACGAAUUUGUAUCACACAGAAGUGAUAAAUGAUAUUGAUUGUUAGGUUUAUAACUGACCAAGAUGUGCUUCACUAUCAAUUUAUCUCGUGAAGGCAACUGUACAAUAAGUCAGUUGGAAAUGAAAAUCACAUGAAAAUAAUAGAUUUCUAAAAGAUAUUACUUAAUUAGAAAAUGAGUAGUCUGGGAAAAUAAGAUAAGAUACAACAAUCUUUUUAACUCCAAUUGGCUAAACUAGAUUAAUAGAAUUCUAUAGAUUUUCUAUUCAGUUGUGCCUAUGUUGAUAUUGUUAGUGGCAUGAUGCGAACUGAUGUUUAGAUGUCUGUUGAACAGUGUUUGUCAUUCUAUGAUGAGUCUUUUUCUUGAAAUUAAUGAGAUAUACCUAAAUAUCAUACACUUUCUGGCAACAUAGACAUUAAGUGAAUGUCAAACUUUUAUAUACUUUGAAAGAGAAUACAACUCUUAGCGUAUCGUCAUAUUACAAACCACUCAAUAUUAAUCAACAUCAUUAUGAAAAUCAUUUGUCUAAGACGUAGAUGUUUAAGUGGUAUUUUCUAAUAAAUUUUUUAUCUGCAUUGAAACAACACUAAAGGUUUUCCGGUAUCCCUUUCAACAGAGUUCUGGACUAUAAGUAAAACAUUAAAAAGUUUGUUUUGUCUUCGUACAAACCCGAAUAGACAAGAAUUUUCAAAAUAAACUACAGCAUGAAAUAACACGAAAAUUAAUUUUGGCGUCAAGUUGUUGAAUCUAAUCCGCAAUUGAAAAGAAAUUGACAGUUGUUGUUAAGAUGCGAUUAUGUACACGCAGUUACAUAAUCACUGCAUAUUAAUUCGGGUCAAGAAAUAAAUAAAACAUAAAUAUGUCGAAUUGACUACUUGUUUUCGAAAAUUUAAGUGUUAUGAACCGCUCAAUCUGCAGUGUUUGGUGAGUUGAAAAGAGGUGAGAAAAGAUGUUCUCAAUAGCUUCAGUGAAUUUUGAUUUUCUCUGCCUUCAUACUUGAAAGGAUGCAUUUCAAUCUGAUAAUGAGGAAAAUGAGAACACUGUAGGGAUUUGUUAAUUUCUAUGAUAUGACUGAUUGUAAUGAACGAAGAGUUGGGUGGGGACAACCUAUUCAUUAUUUCAUACAAAGUUACAGAUUAUUUUGGUAAAUUAUGGAACCAUACAUUAAAUGCUUCACUUGUCCUUUACAUUCUAUCUGAUUAUUCCAAUUCAUAAUUCAUAAUUCUCAAAAAGUGAAACGAUCAGUUAGCGAUGUUUCAAACAAUAGGAGUUCCUGCGAUCUCCAUCAGUAUCAUAUUCAACCAUGAGUUCCCCUAAACAAACUGCAACGUCUCAUGAAACCAAUUUAGAAAGUCAUAUUCAGCCGUCGAAAACAAUACCUUCCCCGUUACUUGAUUGUACUGUGUCCAGUUUAUUUCACAAGC
Schistosoma bovis is the source of this 4427-nucleotide messenger RNA. The record is from the annotation of a GenBank genome assembly. Lineage: Eukaryota; Metazoa; Platyhelminthes; Trematoda; Strigeidida; Schistosomatidae.